Molecule: messenger RNA, 918 nt
Organism: Caenorhabditis bovis
Lineage: Eukaryota; Metazoa; Nematoda; Chromadorea; Rhabditida; Rhabditidae
Source: the annotation of a GenBank genome assembly
AUGGUCGCCUCAACACCAUCAUCGAAUCAUGUCGCCUUGUCGGCGAACGUCAUCUGCGGCGUCGCCAUUUUCAGCACGCUCAUCUACGUCGGCGUUCUCUACAACACCAUCAACAACUUGUAUGAUGAUGUGUUUGAGGAUAUGGCCGAGUUCAAGCAUUUCGCCAAUGAUGCUUGGAACUCGAUGGUCCUUAUCAAUCGUCCGCAGCUCGGCGGCGCUCGUCCAAACUUUGACAGCUUGUUCGGAAGAAACAAGCGCUCGGGUGAUAGUUGCAAUUGCGGACCACAGCCGUCGAAUUGUCCGCCGGGACCACCGGGACCGCCGGGAGCGCCGGGCGAUGAUGGAGACGAUGGCGCGCCGGGACAGGCGGGACCGAAUGGCGAGGAUGGCGUUGCCAACGUGAAGCCGUAUGAGAGCCCCGAUUGCAUCGCGUGCCCGGCUGGCGAGCCGGGACCAAAGGGACCCGAUGGGCCGGCGGGACCAGCAGGAGCUGACGGGCAGCCAGGACAGCCGGGAGCUCCGGGCAACGAUGGGCAGCCGGGCGCGGCGGGACCACAAGGCGACGCGGGAGCGCCGGGAGCCCCAGGAAGCGACGGACAGCCUGGCGCCGCCGGACAGAACGGAAAGCGAGGACGUGGAGCGCCGGGAGCGCCAGGACCACAGGGACCCGCCGGAGCGCCCGGACAACCGGGACAGCGCGGAAACGACGGCGCGCCGGGACAGCAGGGACCAGCGGGACCCGCCGGCGCCGACGGACAACCGGGACAGUCGGGCGCCGAUGGUGAGCCGGGAGCCGAUGGUGGCAACGGCGAGCCGGGAGCCGACGCCGCCUAUUGCCCGUGCCCGCCGCGCACCGGCGCCGUCGAGGUGCCGCCGGCGAGCAGCCAAUACGGACGCAGACGCGUUUUCUCCAACUAA